AUGUUGGCGGUAAAAGCGAUUGUAGGGAUGGGGCUGCUUUGGUGGACGGUGGCGAGAGGCCACGAGGGGAACGUGGUACGGAACGAGGACAUCUGCGGCGUUCAAAACGGACGGCGGUUGUAUCUGGAGCUGGGCGAGAAGGGCAUACUGUACGCGAAGAACGUCUCGUUCGUGAGAAACGAGGCUAGGCAGCAUGAGGGCUCGCGAGUGUACGCGAGCAACAGCUCGCACGCUCAGUGCAGUCUCGAGCUGGUGACGUGUCCGUCGUGCGUGAUAAUCGCCACGUUCGGGAACAUCGCGUUGCCGCACCAUUGCGGCGACGGAAGCGUCACGAUGGAUAGCCCGUGCAGGUGCGACUACGUUUGGAUCUCGGAGCCGCCGUACGAGGACGUGUCGGGAACUCCGUUCUGCGGAUUGUACUCACCGAUCACGUACAGAUCCAGCACGAGAACACUGUCCAUCACUCUGCUCUACAGCCAGUCGCACAAGCACGCGUUCACGCUCGAGUACACGGCAGAGAGGAACAGGUUACACCUGAGGGGCACCGAACUGACGACGACGGCGACCGGUCAUCAAGCGGCCAAGGGACUGAACAACACGGGUGGCGGGAUUCUAAUGUCUCCGUUCUUCCCGGCUCGGUAUCCUCGCGACCUCGGCUUGGAGUACGUGGUCACUUGCUCGAGCGAGGCACCCUCCUGUCGCAUCAGGUUGCUGUUUAGCGAUUUUCAGCUGGCGACGGUGUCGAUAAUGGAGUUUUACGAUUGGAACGGCCAACGACUGGACGUGAGCAGCGGCGCGAGAUUUCGUCCGCCGGUGAUCGUGAGCUCCGGGCCUUCGUUGCUGAUACGAUUCUACGCGAACGGCGGCACCGGUCUCGGCUACAAGGCCUUCUACUCGUUCGUCAUCGGGCAUCCGAUGUUGGAGACGAAAUCCGUGCAACCGAUAACCGACUGCGGCGGCUACGUGGAGAAUCUCGGCGGCACCAUUACCAUGAUGGACAUGGUCGGUGGCGAGGCGGUGAAAAAAACGUACGACUGCGUCUGGCUGAUCAGGCCGCCGAAGAACUUUUUACACAUGAAGACGCACAUGUAUCUGAAGGUGAUCGCGUUCGCGGACAUGGCCGGCAAUACGGAACUGGUGGUGAAACAGGGACCCACGUCGGCCCUGUUGCCCCUCGAGAUCCUGAGACAUCCGGCGAGUCAGCUGCAACCACCGAGGCCGCACAGGGAGCACGUGGCACCGGUCACCAGCGGCUUUCACGUGAGUCUGCGGGGAACGUUUGGUCCGCCGUCGCAGCUGGCCAUCGCGUACGCGGCCUUUAGUUACAUGGACUGUUUCGCCGGCUCGGACUUUCUUUGCCGCAAUCACAGAUGCAUACCGAGUCAAUUGAAUUGCGACGGGUUCGAUCAUUGCGGCGACAACAGCGACGAACCGGCCACCUGCUUUCGAGAUUGGGAGCUGGAGCCUCAAGAUCGAAAGUGGCACGCCAACAAGGCAAACUACUACUUUCCAAAGAUCGAUCGUUACCCGGACUUGAAGACGGCCACUCUGGUGUUCGUGGCCAGCAGCCUGGGUCUGAUCGUUUUGAUAUCGGCGCUGAUCAUCUUGCUGUACAGGAUGGGCGCCAGGGCCCGGCAGCAGAGAGAGCUGCAGUCGAGGCUGCAAACGAUCAGCGAGCUUCUAGGUAGGAAGAAAUGCCAGGCGAGAAAAAACCCGGUCGGCACUUUCGACACAGUUUUCGAUAUUGCAGACGGCGCGCGUAUCGACGAGAUCGCAGGCUCGGACGACCCGCCGGUGUACGAGGCACCGCCUGGCUACGACGAGGUGGUCAAGCUCGGAUUCGACUCGGAGACGAUCGGUCGGAAGAAGAGGAGAGCGUUCGGUCGAGAGCCGCGCGCGAGUCGAAGCUCCCCCAGCCAAAGCUGCUCGUUGGACGUUGGUCGAUCCUCGGUUUGUUCGCUGGCCGAGUCAGCGGCAGGCAGCAGUCGCGGGAACGGUCGCGCCACAGCUGCGUCCAGUUGCAACCAAGACGACGCCGGCCUCUCGAAGAAUCGUGCAACGACUCGAGUACCGGAGAGCCCGCCGCCACCGUACGUCACUCCGCCAGGAUCGAUGUCGCGACAUUUCAGCGUGUCGGGACUAGCGUCGGUCGAUUCGAACGAUUCGCGUGAGUAUAUAUGUAUAUAUGUAUAUAUUUGUAACGCCGCGUUUACAAGUUUACGAGUUUCAACAGGCGAGCGAGACGACAAGCAGAAGGAGAUGAAAGAGACGGAAGAGAACGAACACGAGGAGAAGAAGGAGCAGGAGAAAACGGAGGUCCGACGGGAUUGGUUUCGUCGAGCGGACGAGCAAUUCUCGUCAUCCCUGUCUGGGAACGACGACGAUUCCCCUCCGGGAGGAUCGUCCUCCCCGGCGAAGAGCGUCGUCGAUAGUCGGUCGUCGUCGGAAGUCGUGGUGUCGAUCAACGCCGAAUUGCUCGGUGCGUAUCCGCGGAUUCGCAGCAGCGCUUCGAACUUGAUUCGAACGACGGCCGACGCCUCGUGUGAUUCGCAGCGGAGGUGCUCGCCCGUUGCUUCGACGAACGCGGUGCAGCCGUCGGGUCGCGACGAGGGCCAAGGAGAAGGAGAAGGAGAAGGAGGAGGAGAAGGAGGAGGAAAGAAGGCGGAAGAAACGAUCGAGGACACUGUGGAGGAGGAACGGUCGUGCAGAGCGGUGAACGAGUCGGGUACGGAGGGACGAGGAGGCGGGGAACAGCUGGCCGAGGUCGUCGAGGAUAAGACGGUUAAAUCGGAGGAUGGCUGUGGAUGUUCGUGCGAGGGUGCCUGCGGCUGCGCGACCGUGCAACGUCGGUCGUCGUCGUUCAAAGAACGAUCGAUCGCCGGUGGUCGCCUUCGGUGGCCGGCGGUUCGUCGCAUCUCGUCGACGGAUCGAAAUCUCGCGGGACGAUCGACGAUCGACGAGAGAAGAGAAUGGGAACGAGAGCGCAACGAGGACGAAGAAAUGGAAGAAGAGGAGGAGAGGGAGGACGAUGAGGACGAGGACGAGGACGAGGACGACGGUCUCUCGUUUCGAUCGAGAAGUGAAAGUACGAUCGUGAAAUUACUAGGCGACAGGAGAACGAAGAAAAGCGGCGGAUCGACGGGCGCGUCUGUGGCCGCCGGUUCGCCGAUACCGUGCGCAGGUACCUUUGGCAGAUCCGCGCGGAAAUUGCCGAUUUAUCGAACGUCGACGAUCGGCGGAUUGAUCAACAAUUACGAAAAGUUGAGCAACGGCGAGUUCGAGAAAUCGAGCCGGAGGAGCAUGCACGCCUCCGACCCGGUCUCGAUCGGUUCGUCGCGCGGCGUCGAGCAACGCUGCCGACGAUACUCGAGCUGCUGCGAUCUGGAGAGUCUGUACGAAGGAAUCAGGAUUCUGGACGAACUGUUGGCACGAAGGAGCAGCCACCUGGCGGUCGCGCACGGCCCACGGAAGCAAUCGGUGACGGUGAUGCUGUUUGGGACGCCGAGGCACGGAGCGACGGCGACCACGACGACGACGACGACGACGCGUCGACGACGAUCGGCCGGCGAGGAGGGGACGAUUCGCGAGAUUGGACGAGUUUCUCGAUUCAGCCUCGACGCCCUUUCCAACUGA
Heterotrigona itama is the source of this 3633-nucleotide messenger RNA. The record is from the annotation of a GenBank genome assembly. Lineage: Eukaryota; Metazoa; Arthropoda; Insecta; Hymenoptera; Apidae.